CAGACUUUAAAAACUUUUUCAGAGUUGUGAUCAUGACCAGUUUGAAACCUUGUCUGUGAACGGAGAAUGAAUUGGCAUGUAAGGAACAUGAUCAGGCUACCUCAGAGAUCACAAGCAAAACUCAGUAUAAUUCUUGCUGUCCUCUUCCUAACUUCGGUUCAGUCAACGCAACCAACCAUACACCCAAGAUGCGAGAAUCAAAGCUGCAGCCAGCAUCUUCACAGGAGUCUAAAGUACACCAAGUUUAUGAUCCAGACCACUGCACAACAUUUAAAAACAUAUAAAACCAUUAACUUGGAUUCUACAGACCUUAUCUGCGAUAUGCAAAUGGUGAACGUUCCAAUAUCGACAAUCUCUGGUCAGAGCAUAUCCGAGCGCAUCUUCAGUGUUUAUACCCACCUAAAAGAAUUCCUUCCACACCUAAAGACAGUAAUGGAGCAACAGAAAGACUUCGAUCCUCCAACCAACCCUGUGGUGGAAGGACUUAAGCAUGUGAUUACAAGCGUUGACCGCAUUUCUGUGAUUGUAAACUGUCUCCUCCAAGUUCUGAAGCCAAAUAUACCUAUUCUUGAGCCAGCUGAAAGACCAACAGGAAUUCCCCCCGCGCAAAAUACUUUCCAGCAGAAGGCCUAUGGAUGCGUUGUCCUGUCGCGGCUACAGGAGUUCCUUAGCCAAGCAUUUCACGAACUGAAGUCUCUUAGGGGUAGAAGGUGCAGGAGAAGGACAGUAAUACCAUCACUCAACUAAAAUGCGUUCAGGGAUCGGAAAAUGAUGGCUGUAAUUUAUUUCUAUUUAUUUUUGUACAUAAAUUCCUGUAGAGAUGUGUAAAUGAGUUCAUGGUUUAUGUUGAUAUACAGUAUUUAUUUAGAUAAUAUAUUUCUGUCUUAAUUGUCUUAUUCUUAUAUCCAGGGAAAUAUAACAUUAUGUAAACGGAUAAGUGCUGCAAUAAUUUGGAUCAUCUUGGUCUUCUACUGGUAUAAUGUAGGUCCUCAGUACAUGUUAUUCAGUUAUAGUUUGUUACAUAUAUAUACAAGAUGUUAUCAGACCACAUGUUCUGGCCCUUUUUGCCUAGAAAGGCAAACCAAUUCAAUUUCUUCGUAAAAUUCUCUGUGAGGUCAUGUAUGUUGUCACAGGCAUUUGUUUUGAUAACAAAGAAAUUGACUGUGAUGUAAAAACGUUAGCCAUAUUGGCUUUUGUGUUCAUUGCUAACUCCUUGCAAGACCCGAGUACCCUAGUAAAGUACCGUCUGAGACAUAGCCUUGUGUCGAGACCAUUUUAGAAGACAGGAAGUGCAAUAGACAGUGAUAUCAGCCCAUAAUGACGCAUUUAUUUCACCACAUCAUAAAGGAAAAAAAACUGGCUAGCCGUCUCCCCUGUCACAAGGUAUGAAUGUGUGUUUCUGCCCAUGUGUGUUUGUGGGCAAAUCUCAAGCUCUUCCUUUCAUAAUAAAGACUUGAACGUUUACAAGUAUCUCUGUGAAGAAACUUUGCCUUUCUUUAUAAAUGCAAAGUUGCAAACUUAAGACAUUUAAAACCAGUUCUUUGUUUUUUUUCUAUAGUGAACUGCUGACACCUUAAAUCAAGCUGAUUAACUAAACAAAAUCAAACCACACACAGUAAUAUCAUGGUGAUGUUGUGCACCACAGUACAAUAAAAUCAAUGUAAGAACAUUACAUGAUACACAGUAACAAUAAUGAAUUUGUUCAAUGUUUUACUGGGAUAAAAUAAUGCUGUGGAAAAAAUGCCAUUUCAAGCACUUUGCCCUAGUCACACGCUUCUGUGGAAAUGGAAGUAGAGAUUCAUUGUAGGUCAAGUAAUGAGUUCUGCAUGACAACGUU
Molecule: messenger RNA, 1837 nt
Organism: Triplophysa dalaica
Lineage: Eukaryota; Metazoa; Chordata; Actinopteri; Cypriniformes; Nemacheilidae
Gene: m17
Product: IL-6 subfamily cytokine M17
Exons: 3
Coding region: 67-747 (226 amino acids)
Biological process (GO): immune response; ciliary neurotrophic factor-mediated signaling pathway; negative regulation of neuron apoptotic process
Cellular component (GO): extracellular region
Molecular function (GO): cytokine activity; ciliary neurotrophic factor receptor binding
Source: RefSeq, a predicted model, not a curated record